Messenger RNA from Mizuhopecten yessoensis (Yesso scallop), 3051 nucleotides. Its product is annotated as leucine-rich repeat-containing protein 74B-like. NCBI's taxonomy places the organism in Eukaryota, Metazoa, Mollusca, Bivalvia, Pectinida, Pectinidae. The transcript has 14 exons. Gene Ontology annotation, molecular function: protein binding; calcium ion binding. The record is from RefSeq and is a predicted model, not a curated record. Bases 640 to 2469 code for a protein of 609 amino acids.
AGGCCCUGACUGACAUGCUGAAAUCGAUGGACCGCAUCGACUAUUUAAGUCGUUAGUUCAACAUGGUUUAAAGGUCCAAGUCAAAAUAGACCGACGGUAAUGGAUGUUUUUGAUUCCCCUACUCAACUCGGUUAAUUCUGAAAAGUACGUUUUGAAUUUUUGUCUGUCAUUCUUGUUUUCACCUGAAACGAAAAGGAUUUAGUGUAAAUGUUAGUAGAGUUAAAUAUACACUGUCGGCACAAUAUAUAUAUGACGAAUGAGUUAGCCUGUAAACGGCGUCAAGUGAUGUGAUGCCACCCUGACUCAAUAGACAGCUAUUAGAACAAGCUAUGAUUUCCCAACCAACGUCAUCGGAGCCGACACACAUACCCGUUUGACGCCAAUCAUGGAUUUCGUUGACAUACGGAUGUGUAUUAUGAUGUCACAAAAUGGGCAAGGAAAAACAUUUGCAGUGUAGUAAACAUAUUUUGAAAUAUAUGUGGUGGAUUCAUGAGUGGACGUGAUUGCUUGCCAUCACUUAGAUGUUGAUUUGACAUGUUCUAUCAUUAGUACCUUAAGUACCAAUACAAGUGUCACAGGGAAAUCUGUCCGAUAGGACUUGGAUAAUUUCUACAGUGCAAUACGGAAAACCGGAUUACCAUGGCAAUGGAAGAAGAACAAUACGAUGAAGGCUUUGACCGAGAAGACAGCGAUCUUUCCCUCAUGGCUGACGUGAAGUUACCUCCUCUUCCCUAUUCUCCUUCAAAGACAAUUUCACGUAAACAAACAUCUCUGUCUCUGGCAUCACCUAACAAGAAAGAUGACGACAAGGAUGCUUUCUCGGCUAUUACACCUAAACCUGAAACGGUUAGUCCUCCACUUGAGUCCCGGAAUCUAUCUCGGGCGUCUUUCAGACCUCCGCUAAGGAAGAGGAAAACAAAAUUUACGUUUGAAAAUACUCCAACAUUUGAUCCUAAUGAACCGUACGAUUUUGAUGAAGAUGAUGAAGAUAUACCAAAAACGGAGCGUUAUGCUACACAGAUUGAACAAUCCCGUGCAUUAUACCGGAAGUCAUGCAAACGAAUGGGGUUAAUUCCAAUAAAAAAAGUCCUUCAGCAGUUUGGCCAAACGGUGUUCUCAAUAGACGAUCUUCAGUUGUCAGCCCGGGAACUCAAGACCAUUUUCGUCAGUAUCGCGAAUGGCCUUGACAUAUUAGAACUUGAUUUGUCCGGAAACAAACUUGGGGUGAAAGAGGUCAACUACCUUUGUCAAAUACUGAAAGCAAACAAACAUCUAAGUGCUCUAAUAAUGAGAAAAUGCAACCUUCAUGGUUCACCAAUGAAAAACUUGGCCGAAUUCUUGUCAACGUCAUAUACAUUACGGAAACUAGAUUUAGGAGAUAAUAACUUAGAUGACAACGACGCCCCACAUGUUGCAAAAGUGAUCGAGAAAAACGAAAGUAUCGGUGAUCUGAUUUUAUCACAGAACAAACUUGGAGAAAGCGCCAUCAUGAUUGGACAUGCCAUUAAGGAAAACGAGAUAAUGGUCAGUCUUGACCUGAGUUGGAACCACAUACGAGGCUAUGGUGCAAUAGGGGUAGCCCAGGGAUUAGAGAAAAACACAAAGUUGACCACAGUGAAUCUAGCUUGGAAUGGUUUUGGAUUUGAGGGGUGUAUUGCCUUGUCUCGAGUAUUAGAGAGCAACUCCUGUUUGAUGAGCCUCGAUCUGGCCAACAACCGUGUACAUCCGCCCGCUCUGUUUGAACUCCUUAAAGGGUUGGAGAAAAACAAGACCCUGGCCUCCUUAAGACUAGCACAUAACCCAAUUACUGCCCCGAUGUCCACCAUCGUAUUGAAUCGGUUACUGCAUGCUAAGGAAAGCAGUCUAACGGAAUUAGAUAUCGAGGGAGUUGUUGUGGACAAGGACUUCAAAAGCACACUCGAAGAAAUACAGAAAAUCCGGAUGUUUAUAGUGCGUUACGAUAUGGCACUGCCUCUAAACAAAGCCAGGGUUUUCAAGGCAGAUUCUAAGAACAUUUUUAACAUUGAUCCAGUCAGGAUCCUUUUCUUCAUGAAGGAACAUCUUCGUACCAUUGAUCUCUUCCUGAAGAUUGACAAGGACAACGAUAACUCACUUACAAGGGAAGAGAUGCAGUUUGCUUUUGAGUUGGAGGGCUUCCCAAUCAGCAGUGCAGCAUUAGACUCCGUCAUGGGUUAUCUGGACACAAACAAGGACGGAUCCGUAGAUCUUCUCAUCGAUAGGUUAGAAACCGGGGUGAGAAGGAUGGAGCGACUGUACCCCGGUACUUACAGAGAAUUCAUUGCGGGUGAACGAAAACUAAAACGAAAACUUAUCCAGGAAAGGGAGGAAGCUCGGGCCGAUUCCCACCUUAACCCUCAAACCAAAAUCUCCGGGGACAAAAAACAAUAUUCAAAAGCCUUUGGAGCCCCUAAAGAUGUCAGAAGCCCGCUUCCUAAAAAGACAGGCUGAUGUGAAUGUGUCAAAAUAUUCUAAAUAUGAUUUAAUUUAUUUGAGGAAGAGUUGAGAUAUUACGAGUGCUAAACAGAUGGUAUAAAAAUUUCCACAUUUUGAAGUCCGUUUGAUUAUCACUUAAUAUAAAGGGAACGUCACUAAAGUGGCAGUCAUUCUGAAGUGAAAAUUGUUAAAUUGUCAUCAUACACGCAAUUUAUGUGGCUUAGAUAAUGCAAAUAUAUACCCGAUUGGUUAAACGUUACUUUAGUCAAAGAGCAACUAUCAUUAUCAAUCUUUCUAAUUUAAUGUUAAUUAAUGUAAAAAAUUAAAUAUAGGGAUUUUAGAAAGGCAAUGUAUGUAAUUCAAAAAUUCUUCAUUACAUUAAGUCCCUUAUUCACUAGGUAAGAUUCAGUUCUUAAACAUCCUAAUGCAUCAUUGCUUUAUCAUUUCCCACUUUUGUGCAGGCUCAUAUAACACUGCACUUAUACUGAGGUGAGGUCGUGCUGAGCCGAGGUUACAGCAAUUGUGUAAAAAUUAUGAAUGCUUCAAAAUGCGUCUUAAAAUUGUGAUGAAAUGAAAAUAAAAUGCCUAUUCAAAAUA